UCAAGAUAAUACAUGUGGUCCCCAAAAUGUUCCACCAGGAGGUGUUUUGGGGGCAGUUAACUAAGAGGGGGCUUCCAGACAGAUGGAGGAGUUGAUAUACAUGAGGUCACAGAUCUACUCCCUCUCCCCCUUCAAAAGAAACUGCUCAGCUCCAUUUGUCUCUGAAUCUAGAGGAAGUUGACAAAGGUGCCACAGCAGCACAGCACAGCACAAUAUGUGGUGGGGAGUUUUCAGCUUGCUGGCUUGGUUUCCCUUACAAGAGGCCUCUCUGACUAACCACACAGAAACCGUCACCGUGGAGGAAGGCCAGACGCUCACUCUAAAGUGUGUCACUUCUCUGAGGAAGACCUCCUCCCUCCAGUGGCUGACCCCCUCAGGGUUCACCAUUUUUUUAAAUGAGUAUCCUGCUUUUAAAAAUUCCAGAUACCAGCUUCUCCAUCACUCGGCCAAUCAGCUCUCCAUCAGCGUGUCUAACGUAACCCUGCGAGAUGAAGGCGUGUACAAGUGCUUACAUUACGGCGACUCUGUGAGCACUAAGGAAGUGAAAGUGAUUGUGCUGGCAACUCCUUUCAAGCCAAUCCUGGAAGCUUCAGUUAUCAGAAAGCAAAACGGAGAAGAACAUGUUGUACUCAUGUGCUCCGCCAUGAGAAGCAAGCCCCCUCCACAGAUAACCUGGCUACUUGGGAAUGGCGUGGAGGUCUCCGGUGGAACCCACCAUGAAUUUGAAACUGAUGGGAAGAAAUGUAAUACUACCAGCACUCUCAUAAUCCACACUUAUGGCAAAAAUUCAACAGUGGACUGCAUUAUCCGGCACAGAGGCCUGCAAGGGAGAAAACUAGUAGCACCCUUCCGGUUUGAAGAUUUGGUUACUGAUGAAGAGACAGCUUCAGAUGCUCUGGAGAGAAACUCUGUAUCCUCUCAAGACCCACAGCAGCCCACCAGUACUGUGUCGGUAAUGGAAGAUUCUAGUACGUUGGAAAUUGAUACAGAAGAGAAAGAACAAACCACUCAAGAUCCUGACUUGACCACCGACGCAAAUCCUCAGUAUUUAGGAUUGGCAAGGAAGAAAAGUGGCAUCCUGCUGCUCACGCUGGUGUCCUUCCUCAUCUUCAUACUCUUCAUCAUAGUCCAGCUCUUCAUCAUGAAGCUGCGGAAGGCACAUGUCAUAUGGAAAAAAGAAAACGAAGUUUCAGAACACACACUAGAAAGUUACAGAUCAAGGUCAAAUAAUGAAGAAACAUCAUCUCAAGAGAAAAAUGGCCGAUGUAAGUCAACUGUAUGACCUGAGAUCUGAAUAAUGAGGUUCAUUAAUGUAUUAGUCAGAGUUCUCUCUCUCUAUAUAUAUAUGGGGGGGAUUUAUUAGGGGAAUUGGCUCAUGAGAUUAUGGAGUCUGACGAGUCCCUGGACAGGAGGUCUGCAAACUGGAGAUCCUGGGAUGCUGGUAGCCUGGCUCAGUCCAAGUUCAAAGGCCCGAGAACUCAGGGGACCACUGGUAAGUCCUAAAAUCCAAAGGCCAGGGAGUCUAGAGUUCUGCUGCCAGGAGAGGAGGGAGUGUAUUCCAGCUCCAGCAGACAGAUCAACACAUUUGCCUUCUUUCUGAUUUUGUUCUUUCCGGGCCCCCAGUGAAUUGGAUGGUGCCCACCCACAUCAAGGGCAAAUCUCGAUGCCCACCUACUCCACCAGACUCACACACUAAUCUCCUCUAGAAACAACCUCAUAGACAAACCCAAAAAUAAUGCUUUACCAGAUUUGAGGUACUUCUUAAUCCACCCAACUUAACACUUAAAAUUAACCAUCAUAAUUAAUUAGUCACCAUUAAAAAGGAGAAGAAUAAAAUUUGACUUUUUUAGCCCCAGAAAGUCUCCUAAAUCACCUUAUAGAACUUAAGGAAACUCAUCUGCAAAAAAUAAAUAGUAGCAGUCAAGUUCAUGUAGCAGAAGGUGACUUCCUUUUGGGAGGCCAUCCUUGACUCUGACGUCACACACAAGGAUACCCCAAGACCGCCAGAGGAUUCUAUGACACCUUUGUCAUAGAAGCACUUCUUCCUCCAUAUUGUAAUUUUUGGUGUUUUUAUAUAGCUACAAUACUCCUUUAGGUGGUAAGUAAUCAGAUUUACUCUGUAUCCUCAGAUUCUAGCACAGGGUAGUUGAUACAUUUGUUUUAAAUGAGUGACUAUAGGCUUAAUUAAUUCAAGAAGGCAUGUUUCAGGUCCUUUCGAUGACUUCAUUGCAAUUCCCCAGACAAAAUAUGUAAAGAAAAUGAAGAGAAUCGGGAUGGGAAGGAGACUGUGUAUGGGAAGUGGAGGUUGGGGGUUGUAUUCUUGAUAAAGAUCUGGAAGGCAGAAGCUAGGACAAUAGAAAAGCAAGAAUAUUCCACCUUCCAACCCUUUUAUUUCCUCCAUGCAAACUAACUUAUUCUACCUGCCAGGAGCUGCAAGAAAUACAGCGAGCUUUGCCGCUCUAUUCUACUGGUUUUACUGAGGUUUUUGUAGGAGGCUUGUCUUAUAUAACACCUCUGCCACUUCAGGUAUUGACCUACUAGAGUGUGAACUGCAAAGACCGAAUAAUAGAUGUACUAGCUGGGGGAGGAACACAAGCGAAUUGACUGUGUGAACACUGAGGGUGGGAGGGGAAAAUGUGUGUAAACAACAUCCAAGUCAAUUGUGUUGCAACACCUGUUUUUAAAUACCAGUCAUCACAUACUCACCUGGCAGACAGAAAAAUGAUGUUAAUAUCACGUGUGAGUUGGCUUGCUCCCUGUGCUGUUUUUCCUAGGCAAGAGGAACCAAAACAGUGGGAGUAGAAUUAUGUCUAUUAGCUGGAAAAAUGG
Molecule: messenger RNA, 2829 nt
Organism: Piliocolobus tephrosceles (Ugandan red Colobus)
Lineage: Eukaryota; Metazoa; Chordata; Mammalia; Primates; Cercopithecidae
Gene: CRTAM
Product: cytotoxic and regulatory T cell molecule
Exons: 9
Coding region: 215-1282 (355 amino acids)
Biological process (GO): positive regulation of natural killer cell mediated cytotoxicity directed against tumor cell target; cell recognition; detection of tumor cell
Cellular component (GO): plasma membrane
Molecular function (GO): signaling receptor binding
Source: RefSeq, a predicted model, not a curated record